This is a messenger RNA of Cucurbitaria berberidis CBS 394.84, 2111 nucleotides long. RefSeq lists its product as uncharacterized. The record is from RefSeq and is a predicted model, not a curated record. The coding region runs from base 462 to 1805 and encodes 447 amino acids. Lineage: Eukaryota; Fungi; Ascomycota; Dothideomycetes; Pleosporales; Cucurbitariaceae. The transcript has a single exon.
CCUCCGUUCGCCAACCAAGCAUUCGCUUCUCACACUAUCUUAUAACCCCAUCACCAGGGUGUCGGGCAAUUCACCCAUCCACGUCCGUCAAUCACCCGGCCCAGACGCCCGCAUUAGCCACAUCCCAUAACGGCUCACUUCCAGAUUGGGCCUCCGCGUCGCCUCAAUCGCGUUGUUGACUAUAGUAGCUGCCGCUAUACAGCCCGCCAUCAUUUUAUUUCCCUCCUCGAACGCGUUCUGUCUCGCGUGCAUUAAGCUUUGCCACUGCCACAGCAACGUCGUCAACCAUUCCAUCUUUUCAUUCGUAGUCCCACUCACACGACCUUUGCUGCACCCUCACCCAAACCAUCGAAACCCCUCCACGACUAAUAUUUCACAAGCCGGUCCUUCAUCAAGGCAUUGAAGUGCCCCGCUCCUCUCUUCUCCACUGGACCGAUCCAAUUGCUCUUGCUGGCAACAGCAUGUUUCAGUCUCGCAAAUUCUACGUUUCUCUCGUUGGCGUUCUUGCAUGGUCAAGCACAGCUGCCGAUACAGUCCUGUCCAUCCUGGAGGCUGCCUCCUUCUCCGCCACCCACGUGUCCCUUGUACACGUCGCCGCCGCGGCCAGUACUUUUGACGUCGUGUCACUCUGCUGUAUUGCCUUCUACACAGUUCAAGAUGUACAAAGAGGUGGAUUCCUAGAGCGCUUAGCACAAGCAAAGAUAGUCCUGAAGAGCAUCAGCAUACUAUUAUCCGUAAUAGCCUUAGUUGUCUCCCUUGUUCUGAUCAUUCUGAUCAAGUCGAGAUGGAGCGUAGUCACCGCUGCUUCCCCGAAGGCGCUGAUCUCAAAUUGGAAUGGCCUUGUGUCUGGCCAAAUAGUCAUGUGGUCUAUUUCCUGUACAAGCCAGAUCAUACUGUACUCGUCGCCUCUCUGGUAUCGAAAGGCGCCCAAGGUCCUAGAAGUUGCUGUUUCCGGCCCUAGAGAUUCAGUCAUGUCGGAGACGCGAAGUUCUCCCCCAAGGAACUUAUACCUGGCAAACUCGACCCAAGUCACAUCACCGCCAGUAGCAGCAGCACUUCCCUCUCCCACCUUCUCCUCUCGGUCAUCGCAAUCUCUUCGAUCAUUCCGAGAAUCACUUCAACACGCUGUUCGCCCCGUCACGUCGCGCACGACCUUGAUCAGCCGACCUUCUUUCAACCGGGAUGCUCGCAGUCUUCACUCCGACUCCCACUCCGUAGACAAUGUCUCCCAUUCUGACGGCUUCGACAGCUGGGACACGAGAGACGCCCUGGUGCAAACAGCACCCUCCAAAGGCACGACCUUGGAUCCCAUUCCCGGCAGUCGCCCAAACUCGCCUGCCCGUGCCCUGGACGGCCCCUUCCUUUCCGAACUCCCAGAAGAAGAUGACGAGGAACUACCUCGUCCACCCAGAAUGAUGCCCGAUAUGUCACGACCACCAAGUCCCACAGUCAGCGAGGCACAUAUCCACCCUCUUUUCAGGACGGAAAGUCCUACACCACCUCCUGCAGCCACACCUGGCACUAGCAUCAUCGCUAGCCCGCUGGCGAACCAGGCUAUAGCAUGCCCGGCACGCCCUUUUAGUCGAAUGAGAUCAAGCAGUAGCGCGGCGAGUCCGGGCCCUCUGGUUACCGCGCGGAGUUUCACUCGCGACCGGGCGGCGAGCGCGAAGUCGCUAUCACGAAGCCCUACGCCUCCUAGCCGGGAAAUGACCCCUCCCAUUCCCGACUUUGUUCUCAAUUCUUCCCCGCGAAGUAGUAUGAGCGGCUCGCGAAGAGUCAAUCUCCAAUACUCCCCUGAUCGAUGAUAUAUUAUUUCUUUUGUUGGGUUUGAGGCGUCCUGUGCAUACGGUUGGGUGGUUCCUCAUUAGCCUACAUAAAAUGGUCUGGACCUAAUGUCUUGCGCACUUGAUGCGAUACGAUUUCCUUGUCAUUAAAACAGGGUCGCUAUUAUUUUGUAUUAGAUUUUUCCUUCGUCACCAAGCUCUCGCCUACCCAGGUUUGAUCGAGCAUUCGAGCGUUCUGGUUCAGCGUUCGUGGACGAAGCGUAGCUUCGGGUUAUAAUGAUUAUUCAAAAGGUAUUCGUCUUAGCAAUAUUAUCUUUUGCUCAACGU